Molecule: messenger RNA, 1938 nt
Organism: Corapipo altera (White-ruffed manakin)
Lineage: Eukaryota; Metazoa; Chordata; Aves; Passeriformes; Pipridae
Exons: 4
Coding region: 1-864 (287 amino acids)
Source: RefSeq, a predicted model, not a curated record
AUGAGCGGCCCCUCCAAAACCCUCUUUUCCGGCUGCUGCCGCCGCCGAGACACCCGGGAAGCGGCUGUUCCGCAGCCUGACGGGCACCCCGGGGACCGGCGCUGGGACUGUCCCCCCCGCCCCGAGUGGCAGCAUCCCUCAGGGAAGGUCACCCGCUCGCUCGUGAUCCUGCCCCAGGGCCUGGAGGAUGCCUGUCCCUUCCCCAUCAGCUGUAAUGCCACCAGGCACAUCCCCACCCAGCAUCUUAAGGCCCGAGCGCCGCUGGAGGUUGCAGCCCCGCGGGCAGAGCACCGAGGAACGCGCCCCGCUUGCCUCCACGUCAGCUCCUGUUACCCUGGAAGGGAUCAUACCCUGCCCCUCUGCAUCACUGGGCUUCCAGAGCCAGACCAAGAGCUGGCGAGAACAGCACAGGUGCCUGCAAGGACGUGGCCACACCACAGACGUGCUCCCCAGGACGGGCAGGGCCCCUGCUCCCAAUCCAUCACUGCAGCACCCCGAGUGUCCCCGCUGGCUGCCCUGAAGGAACCACUCUCCCUCCACCACCGCUGCUCGUUUUACCAGCCUGGGCCCUUUAGGUUUGUGCCUUCUGCCUCACCAGAAAAAUAUGUGCAGGAGUGUGGGAUGGGCGGAUGCUGCACCAGGGAGGUGCUGCUGCUGCUGUCGUUUGUUGCCCUUUGCCCAGAGAAGGUGAGCAGGGACAGGGAGCCCCACUGCACUUUCCUUUCCUCCACCCUGGGUCUCAUCAGCACCGAGGCUGGGAGGCAGUGGAAAACCAAAGGCUCUCCUUUGGCUCUCCAGGGCUGGUUAAUGGGUGCUGUGACCCACAGCCGCCCUCUCUCCCCCCCGGGGCACAGCCCGAGCUGAGAACUGCAAACUUGGCUCACACUGUGGGUAAACCAGCCCAGGUUUGCUCUGCCUGCAGGCAACACCCAGAGGCCUUUGAUGUCAUUAGGGAAAUUGUACCUAUGAGAUUUCAUCACCGGGAAGUUAUGGGCCUCCCAGGCCAGAGGCCAUCAAUCCCAGCACAGCCCAGUUACAGCCAGGGACUCCCAUUAAAUGUAAAAUUAGAGCAGUUCCACUGGCGAGGGCCCCUGACUUCUCUCUGCUAGCUGGGGCUCUGCUCAGACACCUGGGGAGAAGGGGGAGCAUUUGCAGCUUCCUAAUUAGCCCAAUUACUGCUGCAGAUCAAAAGUCUUUUGGUGGGGACAUGGUGGCACCCGGAGCAAAGUGACUGCAGCUUGUUCUGGUUUCCCAAGAGCGGUUGUUGAGGGGGUUAUUUUAGAUUCCCAGCACUGAACUACCCCUCCAGUAAGAAAAAAAAAAAUCCAUAUAUCACAGUGCAGAUAUACAGAUAGAUGAUAUAAAUUUUUGUAUAUAUUUACCGCUUAUCCACGUGCAGUUUUGGGGGUAUCUUUGGGAACUUUGCCAUAGAGCUGGGACCUAAAUCUCUUGCAUUUUCCAAAAAAAAAGCUUAUGGAAGAUACCGACGGCAAAGAGCGACAUGAAGCCAGGAGGUGUCCCGGAGGGCAGCGUGGAGCCCAGCAGGGCAGGGAGAGGAGGUUCCCAGCCUCUCCCACCACAUCCCAAGCCCCCGGGGUCCAGCGGGCUCUGAUAAAUCCCGGCUCACGAAGAAGCACUGAAGCCGGCCAAGAGAGCGAUUCGCAGCUUGCACUCGUGCAAGAAUUUAAUGCGGCGGGAGCAGAGGAAAGCCGUGGAGCUGCCGGGACCUCGGUGUGCCGAGCUGGGCAGCAUCGGGCGCGCCGAGAGCCCGCAGCGAAACCACCGCGCCCUCGGCACCGCCAGAGCCCUCCACCGAAAAAGCGGCAGUUUGGGGCUUGUUGGGGCAUGAAAAUCCGAGCGCUCCCCCAGCGUGCGGCUGCCGGGGCUCUCCCCGCCUGCCUCCGGCGCCGGCGAGGCGUGGGCGGCGAGCGGAGCGCG